This is a messenger RNA of Trematomus bernacchii (emerald rockcod), 2034 nucleotides long. RefSeq names its product protein phosphatase 2, regulatory subunit B', epsilon isoform b (gene ppp2r5eb). Gene Ontology annotation, cellular component: nucleus; cytosol; protein phosphatase type 2A complex. The record is from RefSeq and is a predicted model, not a curated record. The transcript has 14 exons. Gene Ontology annotation, biological process: signal transduction; protein dephosphorylation. NCBI's taxonomy places the organism in Eukaryota, Metazoa, Chordata, Actinopteri, Perciformes, Nototheniidae. Bases 543 to 1979 code for a protein of 478 amino acids. Gene Ontology annotation, molecular function: protein phosphatase activator activity.
UGUUAUGUGUACCAUGGUCUAACCCAGCCAGUGUUGACAAUAGGGUGAAAAAGAAACAGCCCCGAAUCAUAAACGAGCUAAAGGAUAAAACACCACAAAUCCAGGGGUUUGGGGAAGACAAGCAAUUGAAUCAGUAACAGGAAUGUAAUUGCGUAAUCGUUUUUUAUACAGCCGUGUUUUGUUAUUAAUGGGAGUUUGAGGAUUAUUCCGUUGGAAGGAAAAAGGGUACUCGUGGGUUUGGCUGUUUUCAGGCCAGAUUUUCCUGCUGUUUUGCCCGCUGCUGCUGCUUGGGGGGAAAGGCUGUUUUUGCACCGUGCUGGAGGUAGCCUGUUAGCCCCGAUAUAUUUCCAAACAUAGGAUAAACUCCUCCGCCGCCGUCUCCGUUGCAAAACCCACAAGAGGAUCAAGGUAAAGUACUACGAUUGGAGAGCUAACAGCCAGUCGGUCGGCUGCAGCUUGUCGGGACUCGGGACGGUGUGUGUUUCCCCGGUCUGUCACUUAGCAUUAGCACUGCUCCCCCUCCCCCUGUAUUUACAUCUGGGAUGAUGGGUGAUCGCCCAAGUCCGCCCAGCAGGGCUAUGUCCUCGGCAGCCACCACAUCUCCAUCUGCCGACAAAGUGGACGGAUUUUCACGGAAGUCUGUCAGGAAGGCCAAGCAGAAGCGGUCGCAGAGCUCGUCCCAGUUCCGCUCUCAGGGCAAACCCAUAGAGCUCACGCCCUUGCCACUGCUCAAGGACGUGCCAGCGCCGGAGCAGCCCGAGCUGUUCCUGAAGAAGCUGCAGCAGUGCUGUACUGUCUUUGACUUCAUGGACACGCUGUCGGACCUCAAGAUGAAGGAGUACAAGCGCUCCACGCUCAACGAGCUGGUGGACUACGUGACCGUCAGCAGGGGCUACCUGACAGAGCAGGCCUACCCCGAUGUCGUCAAAAUGGUGUCUCACAACAUAUUCCGGACCCUUCCGCCCAGUGACAGUAAUGAGUUUGACCCCGAGGAAGACGAGCCCACACUCGAGGCCUCCUGGCCACACUUACAGUUGGUAUACGAGUUCUUCAUCCGGUUCUUGGAGAGUCAGGAAUUCCAGCCCAGUAUUGCCAAAAAGUACAUAGACCAGAAGUUUGUCCUACAGCUCUUGGAGUUGUUUGACAGCGAGGAUCCUCGGGAGAGAGACUACCUGAAGACAGUCUUGCAUAGAAUCUACGGCAAAUUCCUGGGUCUGAGGGCUUUUAUACGAAAACAGAUCAAUAAUAUUUUUCUACGUUUUGUUUAUGAGACGGAGCACUUCAACGGGGUGGCUGAGUUGCUGGAGAUCCUGGGGAGUAUAAUCAAUGGUUUCGCUCUGCCACUGAAAGCGGAGCAUAAACAGUUUCUGGUCAAAGUGUUGAUCCCCCUCCACACCGUCAGGAGUCUGUCCCUUUUCCACGCACAGUUGGCGUAUUGCAUUGUACAGUUCCUAGAGAAAGACCCAACAUUAACAGAACCAGUGAUCAGAGGCUUACUGAAGUUCUGGCCAAAAACUUGCAGUCAAAAAGAGGUGAUGUUUCUAGGAGAGCUGGAAGAGAUCCUGGACGUCAUCGAGCCCACACAGUUUGUGAAGAUCCAGGAGCCGCUCUUCAAACAGAUCUCCAGAUGUGUGUCCAGCCCACACUUCCAGGUUGCGGAGCGAGCUCUCUACUACUGGAACAACGAGUACAUCAUGAGUCUGAUCGAGGAGAACUCCAGCGUCAUCCUGCCCAUCAUGUUCGCCAGCCUCUACAGGAUCUCCAAAGAGCACUGGAACCCGGCCAUCGUGGCGCUGGUGUACAACGUACUGAAGGCCUUCAUGGAGAUGAACAGUACCUUAUUCGAUGAACUCACAGCCACUUACAAGUCGGACCGCCAGCGUGAGAAGAAGAAGGAGAAGGAGCGGGAGGACCUCUGGAAGAAGCUGGAGGAUUUGGAGCUGAAGAGGGGCCUUAGGAGCGAUGGGAUCCCAACUUAACAAAGACAGCGCCGCGCUCCCCCUCUGCCCCCCCCCCUCCUCUCCCCCUGUGACU